Messenger RNA from Zea mays, 1393 nucleotides. RefSeq names its product transcription factor TCP21. The transcript has a single exon. The record is from RefSeq and is a predicted model, not a curated record. Gene Ontology annotation, molecular function: DNA-binding transcription factor activity; sequence-specific DNA binding. The coding region runs from base 363 to 1025 and encodes 220 amino acids. Gene Ontology annotation, cellular component: nucleus. Lineage: Eukaryota; Viridiplantae; Streptophyta; Magnoliopsida; Poales; Poaceae.
CUAGUAGAUGCACAGAGACUGCGUUUUGUUGUAGCUAACGAGACUCAAAUGCUGCAUAUAUCGCUCGCUCACCGGAGUUGUGUUUUUGUGUUUGGUUCACGCAUGAAACAUGUGAACCAUCUACAAUAUAUGCUACCGCGCGUACGUAUGCCUAGGCAGUGAAAUUCCACUAGUAGAGUGGUAAAACACACACUUUUCAAGUCUCCAUCAACUCCAUUAUAAAUCUAGCUACCCGGGGUGUCCCUCUCCCCAAUCACCUCAAAAACCUCUCCAGCCCCACCGGUCCACCACCGCCAGCCACCCCACACACACACUCUCUCUCUCUCCAGCCAGCCCCCAACACGACGAGGCAGGAAGGCGCCAUGGCCACCACCCGCGAGGUCUCCAGCAGCGCCGCCGCCAUGUUCCACGUCUACCAGACGAUACCGAUGCCGACGCCAUCGACGGCAGCGGCCGGCGGCGGCGGCGCCAUGGUGUCGGUGUCGGCCCCCGCGAAGCCGGGCAAGAAGGAGGGCGGCGGCAAGGACCGGCACAGCAAGGUGAACGGGCGCGGGCGGCGCGUGCGCAUGCCGAUCGUGUGCGCGGCGCGCGUGUUCCAGCUCACCCGCGAGCUGGGGCUCAAGUCCGACGGCCAGACCAUUGAGUGGCUGCUCCGCCAGGCCGAGCCCUCCAUCGUGGCCGCCACGGGCUCCGGCACCACCCCGGCCGUCUUCGUCUCCUCCUCCGCGCCGUCCACGUCCUCCUCCUCCUCCCACUACCACCACCAGCAGCAGGCCACCGUCGUCCUCGGCAAGCGCCCGCGCGAGGAAGGCGACGCCGCGGGGUCCGUGUUCUGGGCCGCGCUGCCGGCGGCGCCGCGGGCCACGGAGGCCUGGGGCUUCUCGCCGCUGGAGGCGCAGGCGGCGGCGGCCGCGGCCGCGGCGGCGUACGUCCCGAUGGCGCAGGCGCAGGCGCAGCACCACCACCUCAACCUGCUCGCCGCGCUCUCCGGCGCCGCGAGGCGCGCCGAGGAGGAGACCCGGUGACUCCGCCGUGGCUUCUGACACGUACUGCUACCACGUCCGUCGCUCGCGCGCGCUUAAUUAUUUGAUCGCUGUCCGCGUGUUCCUGCAAGCGCUACGUUCUUGAUUCUGUGUGUGUGCUCUUGUGAUUUCCCUUUCACCAGUCCAAGGCAGUGUCCCGUGGUCGAGGUUUGAUGAAAGAUUGCUGUGGUGCUAAAUGUAAAUACGAGUCCUUGCUUAGAUCUUACUGCAUUCUGUGUUGGGUUUUCUGCGCCUUUAUAUUUGGAUUCCAUGGAAUUUGUUUCGGUUAGCAUCAUCUUGUCUGUAUCAGCCCAAUGAGUCAUUUAUUAGUAGUACAAGCAUAAAGCUCAGAUUCUUUUGUGGCCAGGUCA